This is a messenger RNA of Acanthaster planci (crown-of-thorns starfish), 4315 nucleotides long. RefSeq lists its product as uncharacterized. Gene Ontology annotation, cellular component: plasma membrane; cytoplasm. NCBI's taxonomy places the organism in Eukaryota, Metazoa, Echinodermata, Asteroidea, Valvatida, Acanthasteridae. The record is from RefSeq and is a predicted model, not a curated record.
UUCAACAAUGCACCAACAAUCACACACACUGGUCUACCUUUGAAAAACUGAACUCUUUCACAUGGUUUCCGCAUACGUCAGUCGUCAGAUCGGCCAUUAGGCCUACAUGUACACUGAGGAUAUUGUACGUGAUGACAAGUCGUUCAUUUGAUUCUACCCUGCAUAGCCGCACAUUCUGUGUAAUCAGUGUUCGAGAGUUUUGUACCAUCGUGAGCAAAUACCUCAGUCGAAAUCAAGAAUUAGACCAGUUGAGCAUCACGUACGGUAGUCCACUUGUUGAAUUCAUUGUGACUUCUGGGUAUGGAGCACGAACGUCUGAAAACAUUUGCAGACACUGAACAUCUCCACUCAGGCAACCUUACCCUAGGCGAUCAAAAGAAGGAUGGAAUGCAGAUAUCCUUUAAGGAUAAAAGUCGCCGAUUCUAUGUUUUGAGAUGUUUCCGCCAGAAAUUUCUCACUUUGAGUGGUUACAAGAACAUGAAGGAAUAUAAAGCACCUUCUGGAGGUCACCAUAAGACGGUGGAACAGAUUGUUGUGUCACAAAAUGCUAAGAUUCUCAGCAUGCAGCUACCAUCCAAGAAACACAAAGCGUCUCAUGUGCUUUGCAUAAUCCAAGACAAACAAACUGUGUAUUUAGAAGCAGAUACAAGUGAGGACUUAACUGCCUGGUGCGAUGUCUUUAACGACAUUUUCAUUCGUCUGGGCUGGAAGCAACCCCCGUCUUCCCCUCCACCCUCACCUGCGCCUCCGCCGCCUGAUCGGCCAGCUUCUUCAGAUGACAAAGUUCCAAGCCGAAGGAAAGUGAAGUCAGGACCACUCAGAGGCAGCACUUUUGAACUGUUCCAGAAUGGUGAGGAGUCUAAUCAGUUACGCUUCUCUUCACCCCCGAUAAACAUCACAGAUGGCGGCUCGGCAGCAUCAGCCUUUGACUUUGAACGUCCAAAGAGUUCUCAGGCUGAGUACUUCAAGGAAUUUUAUUCCUUCUCAGAAACUGCAGAUUUCGCGGGAUACGUGAACGUACACAAGGUCGUGGACCGUCACGGGUUGCAUGAAAAUAGCCAAAUGCACGAGGAGCGUGUGGUCGACAUGCCAAACAUUGGUUAUGUAAACCUAAGAGGGAAAGAACAGCACCACGAACGUGUACAUCCUGGGCCUCCUCCAUCACUGCCACCCAGACCAAAUCGACAUAAAAGGGGCAACACAUUCCCAGGGACUCAUCUCCCAACACAUGACUCAUCAGUCAAUCAGUACUCUACGAACUCUGGCGAUGAUGUUAAUGAUGAUACUCGCCCCGUUCGUGCCAAUAGUGAGCACACUCCUAAGAUCAGCGUGAAUGAGUCUGAGCCUCCUAUUUCGCCUUUGACUAGUAAGAGGUUUCUACAUUUGCACGAAGAUUCUGACGUCAAUCGCAAGAUUUCUUUGCCGCAGCCACUUAACAGUAAACCUAGACGCCUUGGCAUUGUAGUUCCUCCUUGCACCAUGUGUAUUUCACCUCCUGACUCUCCUGUUAUGUUGCGAAAGACUGGGUCCUACUCCAAUCUGUCGCUCAAUCUCUCCAGUAGACCACUGCCUUCACCAGUACAUGGCGACUCCUUUGAUGUCAACACGCUGCGUUGGGAGAUGAGCCAUAAAGACGGCUUUCCUAUCGUCUUGAAGAAGACUGAUUUACAGGAUGCACUGGGACUUGUACGAAUAGCCGAUUUUGUAUGGAUUGCCGGUUGGAAAGCAGGGAAAUCUGAAGUAGCCAACAAACUUCAUGUUGGAGAUCAGCUACGGCAGGUCAAUGAACAAAUAGUUGUUGAUCCGUCGGUCAGCAAUUCACUGUUUGCGACAUCUGCUGUAGAUGAGAUAUUGCUGGUUAUCAAACGGUUACCUCACGCCAAAGUACGUAACCUUCACCGAUCUUCGGUGGACGAAAGCUGGGGGCUUGAAGUCGAAGGCAACAGGGUGCUAAACGUUUCUAAAAGUGGACCUGCAGCAGAAGCUAAAUUAACAACUCGAGCCCAGGGUGCGUUUAGCGAGAGGUUGUGUGACUGGAUCAUUACAGAGAUAAACGGGGAACCAGUGUCAUUACUCAGCAAAAAAGACCAGGUCAAGGUUCGAAUGGAUAGUGCUGGUCUCCAAAUGACGCUUGUCAUCCAACCUGAUGAUUUCAUCAAGAAACUUAACUCGGAGCUACAGAAAGUCAGAUUCGCCCACGAGUACUUUCUCGGGCCGGACAGCCAAGACCAAUGACCAUAGCUGGGGAUUAACUUUGCCAAUGCUUUCGUUUCAUUUACAGCCAUACAGCAAAGACUAAACGUAAAACAAAUGGAAAACUUCCGAGACGCUUGGUGGCAGCACUCAUACCGGUCCAACAAGUCCAUUGUUGUUUCUGUCACUUUUUAACUAAUGUGCGCAUUUUCAUUAUGAUGCAAACAGUAGAGGACAUGUCACUUGGGACCUUAAACAUCAAAUACCCAUUAUUCCACUGUACUAAAUAAACGCUCAAAGAAAACAAAGCAUAAUCGGUUAGAAACAACGGGUGGCGCUCUUUUGAAGAUUGUAGCCGUGCAUGUUUACUGGAAAUUCAAGAUUAUGCUCUUAAAAUCAAUUUUCUUUUUAAUUUUGUAAAAGUUAAACACGAAAAUGAAUAUUAACAGCCUUUCCCCCAAUAUACUCCCCUCAAAUAUUAGUCAAGCUCCACGCUCAGGUCUGAAUGUACCCCCUCCUCUAUUCACAGUCCUACAAGUGGAGGUUUUUGUGGACGAAAUGCCCGGAAUUGAAAGCCACAAUUCGUGAGAAACAUCUCUUCGAUCGGUCCCGAUAAUGUAUCAGAAAAUAUAAAUUACUUCGUGUAAUGCACCUCCGUAGACCGACAACAAGACCGUAAUUCCAGGGAAGGCGCCAUUUGUAAAACAAUGACAAACUGCUACAUCAUCCCCAGGGAUUACUUUAUUUGGUGCACUUCUAGGAAAAGUGAUGAACGACGUUGGAACAAACUAUGGUAAAUGAGUCCAACAAACAUUAGGCUUACAGGUCAUUGCGCGUCUUCCAACGUUUUCAUCGUUUCUCCACGCAUUCAGGUAACAAUUGUAGCCCGUUUCAUGACAACAGAAGAAAGUCCAGAACAAGACUCUCAAAGGGUAAACCUAUUUUGGGAGCACAUUUAACACGAAAAGACUGAAUUGUACAAAGGUGAAAUCAUGAUCAAUUCCAGACAUCUGUGUUAUUUAAUGACGAUUAAUCAAAGUUUACCAGUAAAUUGUGAUUUGACAUACGUUUUCUCGAGUUCAUCUGUAAGGGCGCCGAGAAUGUUUUCCAAAACAUUAAAUAAUUCGCGAAUUUUAAUAAGCACGAAGUUGAGGCUAUCAAUAAGAAUAGUAGUGAACUUCAAUAUGAAGAAAUCUUAUGGUUCUUGGUAUUUAUCGAGGUUUAUUGAAUGCACGCAAUGAAUAUAGAUGGCAGUGGAAGUGUUACAAUCUCUUGAGAUCGAAAGAACCAGCGCGUUUUUGCAAAUAUUGAACAAUAGCAAAACUAUUCAUCAUGUACCUAAACACAAAAAGUUGAAGUCACCGUUGGUUGUGUUUAUUCCAAGUUUCCGAUUUGUGUCACGCAUUCCAACAUCGCUGUAUUUUGUCCUCUGUUAAACUACUUCCUCCCACGGUUUUAUGUUUAGUCGGGCCUGGUCAAAUUUUCGGCACCUAGACGUUUAUUUUAUAUAGACGUUGUUGGUAUUGGUAUUUUUGACCGAUUUGUUGCUACCAAGCGUCUCAGUAGUCCUCCAUUGCAUAUAAAAGGAUCUCUUGAUUCAGUAGUAAAAUAAUCCAAACAAAACACAACAAAAACUCACCACAAAGAAACUUCAGAAAGGUAGUGUGGAGAAAGGUUAGUUAUUAAUACAAUAAUAAAUGCGUAUACACCCCGGUACAUGCCAUGUAUGUACCGUAGUAGAUAUGUUAUUGUACAUCUCACUACAACUGGAGCUGUGUUUAUUUUUUUUCUUCCGAUGCAGGCUGUUUCUCAUGGUUUUUUUUUGGGGGGGGGGUUAAGGUUUUAUUUGCUUUUGUUUUAAUUUCUUUGUGAGGUUUGUGUUUUUAUUCUCCCUGCGCGAAUAACCUGUUCUCUCCAUAUCAAUGGGAACAUUAAUUUUUGUAGUUACACGUAUCUGAAAACGCUUCCCGAAACAUUGUUGAAAUAUCAAAAAAUGUUGAUACCAAAAACAACAGCAACUUUGCCCUGAGAAUAGAUCACAGUGUAUAGAUUAACAGAUGUUAUCCACUGAUUAAUAGUUUGAGUUGUAAUAUUAAAACGUAGCAAGAUGACGUUUUGAGGA